AUGGCAAGGAAAGAAAAUGUUGAGUCCCUAGACAUUCUUCUCCGAGACUUGUGUGAUGAGAAUGCCAUUUUUGGUGGCAAGCUUGUGGUUGUUGGUGGCGACUUCCAUCAGGUCCUGCCCGUCCUACCCUGCAAAACACAGAGAGAAGUUGUUGCUGCUAGCUUAGUGAGUUCUGUUCUUUGGCCUCGGUUCAUAAGGUUCAACCUCACUGAAAAUGUCCAGGCAAGAGAAGAUCCCUACUUUUCUGCGUUUUUUCUUUAUCUUGGAAAUGGUGAGCUGCAAACCGGCGAGAAUGACCUUGUGCAAUUGCCAAUGCAGAUAGUACACCCAUCUGAGGACACUUCUGAUCCUAUUGCCGAACUUACUGCAAUUGCAUUCCCCGAGAGAGAUGUUCGCAGAUCCGCCCCAGGAAAUUUCACAACAACGGCUAUACUGACCCCCCUGAAUAAAGAUGUUGACGAUAUCAAUGCUACCAUGAUAGACAAAUUCCCUGGAGAAUCUGUUAUGUACAAGAGUUUUGAUACAGUUCUCGAUGAUAAUAGCGCGAUCUAUCCUCCUGGAUUUAUAUACACCCUCUGCCCAGGCGGAAUGAGCCCACACAAGCUCGUCUUGAAGAAAAAUAGUGUACGUUCUUCUGCUUCGCAAUAUCCUACCUUCGUCUGGCCUGUGCAAUGGGACACGUAUGAUAUGCAAGAACUUCUACCCGAAUCUGAUUGA
Messenger RNA from Spinacia oleracea (spinach), 717 nucleotides. RefSeq lists its product as uncharacterized. The transcript has a single exon. Gene Ontology annotation, molecular function: DNA helicase activity. Gene Ontology annotation, biological process: DNA repair; telomere maintenance. NCBI's taxonomy places the organism in Eukaryota, Viridiplantae, Streptophyta, Magnoliopsida, Caryophyllales, Amaranthaceae. The record is from RefSeq and is a predicted model, not a curated record. The coding region runs from base 1 to 717 and encodes 238 amino acids.